This is a messenger RNA of Hyalella azteca, 757 nucleotides long. Its product is annotated as putative gamma-glutamylcyclotransferase CG2811. The record is from RefSeq and is a predicted model, not a curated record. Lineage: Eukaryota; Metazoa; Arthropoda; Malacostraca; Amphipoda; Hyalellidae. Gene Ontology annotation, molecular function: gamma-glutamylaminecyclotransferase activity.
GAUAGCUAGAGAGGCCUUAGAAACAGUAAAGCAUUUUGUUUUGCCUGCAAGAAGCUACUGAAAUAGGCGCCUACUGCAGUUGAAGAUUCCUUCUUAAGUAAUUCAGCGGCGAGAAAUUUAUUUUUGUUCGCUAAUCGAUGAACCUGUGUUGUCUGGUGGAGAGUGAAGCAUGUGGAGGGCGAAGUGUACGAAGUGGACGAGCGGAUGCUGGCGCAGCUGGACGUCCUAGAAGACCAUCCUAAAUAUUAUGAGCGCGAGAUCCGUCGAGUGACUCUGACACCUCAGGCUGGUGAGGCCACUCCACUCACUCCAGCCAGUGAGACCACUCCACCCACUGCCGCCAGUGAGGCCACCGUCGAUGCGUGGGUGUAUUUGCUGCCCUCGUUCAAGCCUGCCAUGUUGGACCUGCCCAGACUCAAGAGCUACUCGGCCUCAGGGCCUCAUGGCCUCGCGUACAUGCCUAGGUAUGCGAGGCCCAAGCCUGGGCCAGAGUACUGGGUGGACGUCAAGGACGGCGUAGCACAGGGCCCCCCGACUGGAGAAAAUGUGACGACAUCAGCGACCGAGAUGACAUAAUGUGACUCCUGAGCCUGCACAUCUUACAUUCCACAGCACAUCUUGCAUUCCACAGCACAUCUUACAUUCCACAGCACAUCUUACAUUCCACAGCACAUCUUACAUCCCACAGCACAUCUUACAUUCCACAGCACAUCUUACAUUCCACAGCACAUCUUACAUUCCACAGCACAUCUUACAU